AUGCGAGUGGAAAGUGGAUUCGCAGAAAGAAGUCACAAUAUGCAGCCGCGAGCGCGGCUUGACAAUCUUGAAGACGUUAGCGCACUCGCACUUGAGCUUCAUUGUCAAUGCUCAGAUCUUUCUGGUCCAUACGAGAACGCUUCCAAACAUCUGGAGAUCUUACACGACACGCUCAACAAGGUGUCUGAGCUUUGGGAGGACGAGUCGACCGCACACGAGACUGCUGCCUUGAAUGAGGUAGUGAUUGAGUGUAGAAGGGUCCUCAAUGCCAUAGACCUCGCACUCGAUCAAGACCGACAACCCCUAGCCUACAACAGUUCCGAAGUCAAAUUCACAAUCCGCAUCGCAAUCAUCAGCGAGAGACUGCUCAACACCUACAAAGUUGCGCUUCAUGCGAGAGAGUCCAACGACUAUCCGUUGAUCGCUGUGCACGCGCACUGUGGAUUGAGGACAAGCUGUGAAUUGGAUGGAGCUACAAGCACUGCGAGCAAACUGCGACGCUCUCAGUUCACACAUCGGAGUGGCGCGGCAACAUCGAGUAUAAGUCGUCAUCUUGAGACCACUUGCGGGAUGGAAGACACCCGGCCUUCGCCCAUCGCCUUGGACAGCUGGAAAGCUCCAUUCGCGGUGGCCGACCCAAUGUCAAUUGACAUUGAGACUGCUUCUCGCCUGAUCCUGACACAAGACACGACCUCUCCGUUCAGAAACGAUGGCCCGACUGCCUUGGGAGCACCAAUUCAGCUUCCCAUCGGAGCUGCAGACACGGGUUGCCCGUGCGAUGGAAAUGGUUCAUCAACUGAUCWGAGGCAAGCCAGCACCGCUGCUUCCUUGAGCUGUCACGGAAUGGCUCCUCCAUCUGUCAAGGUCGACUCAGUCUACGAUGACGAAGAGGCGACUUCGAGACUGGCGCGUGAUGCACCGCGGAAGCUGCCAGACAACACACAUGGAAUUUUGAGCAGGCCACAAGCGCACACUGAGAUGCUUGCUCCGGGGAAUGGCAAUUCCUCAACAAAAGUACUUUCCCGACAAGAGCUACGGCAAUCAACUGGAUCCAAGUCAAAGUACCACAUUGUCAAUGCAGAUCCAUCAGAAUACGACAGUGAGACCUCUGAUAAUACUAGCGAAUGCGUGUCUGAGUCAGAUGAACAUCCUGACGACGAUGUUCCUAUCAUUCCUAGGAGAAACCCUAGGCGCACGCUUAGUUGUGGCUCUGCUGAGCCUCAGAAGCGUAUGGCCCAAGUUUUCACCUGGGAUAGUGCCGAUGGUGACGAUGCAGAGAAUCCUUGCUCGGCUUCUGUACAAAGUGAGUGUCAGUCUCUGGGCGCAGAGGCACAACCAAUAGAUUGCAAAGAGGGAGUAACCGCUGGAUUUGACAAUGCUCUCGAUCUGGAGGCGGCCAUCACAGCACGCAUCGUACAUUGCUGGAAUGUCGGUGAUCUGGCACAAGCCGAGCUGCACCUCGAAGAGUUCCUCGAGCAUCGACCAGAGUCGCGCCAAUUAGACGCCGAUAGACGAACACGACACCUGAUGGGCGUCAUCGCCAGCUUGAAGGGAAAGCAGGAGCAGGCUUUAUUUCACUUCUCCUUGGUUUUCAGCAAACGUGUACUCGAUAUCGCACACCUGGAAGUUGCGGACUGUGCCGCCGCGUUCUGGAUGGGUGAUAUAUACUGCCUGUCAGACCGCAGACUGGAGGCUCUGAUCGCGUACUCCAUAGCAGAGCAAGGUAUAGUCCAGAUGAAGGCCGAUCUCGCUGGAUCAACUCGGCAACAAAUCAUCGGACGACUACAAGCGGAGCAAGCCGUGUGCCGGAGUGGCGACAACAAAGCCUACUUCGAAAAGCAAUUGGACGAGAUGAUGCAAGGAGAUGGCUGUAAUGGCACAGACUCUAUUCUUAAUCGCAAUGUCAUGACUAGGGAUACCGCGCAUACACUCCUUGGGUUGAUCAAAUGGCCAGUGGAAGGUCCACACAACGCCAAAACGAACCAGAGUAGAGCAAUUGCGCUCUCCAAUGCCGACUCAAAGUCGACCACAUGGCAAGAAGUCCACGGCAUGCAACUCAGCGCCUCAGCUUUAGAACCAUCCGCGCCUUGGCCGAUGCCCUUUGACCCUCUUUUCGCAAUCGGAAAUAUAGCAUGUGGCCUAUCGCUCUCAUCUAGACAAGAUCUGCUCCAGCUCAAAACGAUCCCACGGAGGAGCGCCGCCUUGAGUCGCAGUCGCAUGAAUGGCUUCACGUGUCAAAAUCUACGUUGGCUGAUAGUGACUCUCCGAGCGUGUAUGGACAGACUCGAGCUCAAAUACACCGAAUUCGCCAACUCCACAGGCACGUGGUUCAUAUCAAAGUACGCAGCCAAUGACGGUGCGAUCGCCAGCACACGCUUCAUAUCGAUUUCCAUAUAUCGCUUGACGAUUCGAUCAGGCUUUGGCGUUGAGAUUUGUCCGGGUGGCAUCUUCAGUUCCAGAUUGACAAGCAAAGUUGAGAAGAAAGACGGCGAUGAGGGUAGUAGUCAUGGGUAUGAGCUUAAGCGGGUCAAGAAGCUCAUUCGAAACUACUUGGAUGCUGCUUUGCGGCGACAAGAAGCCAUUGAGGAUCGCAUUACUGUGGUUCCGGUCAUGAGUAUUAAUGGCGUGGCCAGCAUGCCAAGGGUAUCGUCGCCAAAGUUGAAGAAAAGGCAAUCGAGUUCGAUCAGUUCGCCGGCUACGUCGUCGAAGUCGGGGAGUUUGCUUGGUUGA
Messenger RNA from Ramularia collo-cygni, 2730 nucleotides. RefSeq lists its product as uncharacterized. Bases 1 to 2730 code for a protein of 909 amino acids. The record is from RefSeq and is a predicted model, not a curated record. The transcript is spliced from 3 exons. NCBI's taxonomy places the organism in Eukaryota, Fungi, Ascomycota, Dothideomycetes, Mycosphaerellales, Mycosphaerellaceae.